AGUAAGGUGAGGGACGGGGUCACAGCUCCAUAAAUACUCGGUGUGGCUACGGCUUUGGAUGGACCCUGGAGGAGUAAACACUGCUGGAGGAGCCUUACGCACAGGAGAGGAGCGGCGACUUUCCUGCAAGCUGACACCUCAUUUGUAGAAGCGCUUACUGCUUAAAAGCCUCCUCGGUUUGCACCGAGAAAGUUGUGGUGCCUUUGCAUACUAUGGGAAGUCUAUGACUGGCAGAGGUAUAAUUUAGUUUUUCUCCCAAAGUGCGAUGUAGUUCACCUUCACACCCCAAAGUGAACUCAAGAUGACAGCGCUUGUGCUCGGACUCGCGUGGAGCUGCCUGAGUUUUCUGUCCUGCGCUCAUUGUGGCUUAAGUGACAACCAUGUGCACUCCAGUUUUAUUUACAGGAGGUUGCGCAAUCACGAGCGCAGGGAGAUCCAGAGAGAGAUCCUCUCCAUCCUGGGCUUGCCUCACCGUCCGAGGCCCUUCUCUCCCGGGAAGCAGGCGUCCUCCGCGCCGCUCUUCAUGCUCGACCUGUACAACGCCAUGGCCGUGGAGGAGGAGGAGGAGGAGGAGCUGGUGGGGGUGCAGCACAAGAGCUUCGGUGCCAAGGCUCAAGGGCACUCCAGGAAGGGUUACUACAGCCCGCAGCAGGCCGGGUACUCCCGCGUGGCUCAGCCCUACAGAGCGGCCCCUCUGUUAGGCCACAGCCCCGCGCUCACCUCCGCGCACGACACCAACUUCCUCAAUGAUGCCGACAUGGUGAUGAGUUUUGUCAAUUUAGUGGAGAAAGAUAAAGAUUUUUCUCACCAACGGAGGCACUACAAGGAGUUCCGUUUUGAUCUGACUCAGAUCCCGGACGGAGAGGCAGUGACUGCUGCAGAGUUUCGGAUCUACAAGGACCGAAGUCAUGCUCGCUACGACAACGUUACUCUGAAGGUCACCAUAUAUCAAGUCAUCAAGGAAUAUCAGAACAAAGAUGCAGAGACAUUCUUGCUUGACUCCAAAAAGGUCCAGGCAUCGGAUGGCGGCUGGCUAGUGUUUGACAUCACAGCCACCAGUAACCACUGGGUGAUGAACCCACAGCAGAACCUUGGCCUGCAGCUCUGCGUGGAGACCGUAGAUGGCCGAAGUAUCAACAUAAAAUCUGCUGGAAUCAUUGGGAGGAACGGGCCGCAGUCCAAACAGCCUUUCCUGGUUGCUUUCUUCAAGGCCAGUGGGGUGUUGCUUCGCUCUGUCAGAGCUGCUGGUGGGAAAAAAAAGAACCACAAUCGCAAUAAAUCGACAAAUCAACAAGAAUCAUCUAGGGCACCCAAAACUGGAGAUUACAACACAAGUGAACAGAAGCAAGCCUGCAAGAAGCAUGAACUUUACGUCAGUUUUCGUGACUUGGGCUGGCAGGAUUGGAUUAUUGCACCUGAGGGCUACGCUGCUUUUUACUGUGAUGGCGAAUGCUCUUUUCCACUCAACGCACACAUGAAUGCUACAAAUCAUGCAAUUGUGCAAACCCUGGUCCAUUUAAUGUUUCCUGACAACGUGCCAAAGCCAUGCUGUGCCCCGACCAAGCUCAACGCAAUAUCAGUGCUUUACUUUGAUGACAGCUCAAACGUGAUCCUCAAGAAAUAUAGAAAUAUGGUAGUUAGGUCUUGUGGUUGCCAUUAGUGGCCACGUAAACUUUAAUUUAUACUAUCUGGUGUGGGAAUUGCUGGAAAACACAUCUGCUGCAGAUGUGAUGUGAUGUACAGUAUUAUGUAUAAAAAGUUUUAUUAUCUAAUUUAUUUUCUUUUUUAAAAAUAGCACUGAAUAUUGUGAUAUUUAAAUGAUUAGAACAAAAUGUUGAUUUUACCGUCAGUUAUCAGUUAACUUUUGUGUCCGUUGGCAUAUACUCCGUCUUAGUUACGUCUGUAUGAUAAGGUUUAUGUGUUAACUAUUCACUGGAGUCAUCAUGAUACAUGAGAUCGCUUCCCCGUCUGCUUGUUUUUUCUCCUUUUACAAUUUGCUUGUGCUGUAAAUGUUAACUGAGCUAAAAAUAUUUACAUGGAUGUCCAAUUUUUUUCUUCAAUGCUAAUUUUGUCCGUGUGCUCCAUUAUGGAAAAACAAUUACAAAAAACUGACACAUACAGAAUAACGUCACAAAACGCAGCAUCACAAGUUAAUUUGAUAAACAAGGGAGACUGUAAUAAUGUCUGUAAUACUGUUUUUAAGAGGCUGUGGGGCGCUCAUUUUUAGAACUAGUGCAAAGGUAGUGCUAUCUUGAGAUAACGACAAUAAGAAACCAAAAUAUAUCAGUCUGUGAUUCCUUAACUCUCCUACUGACAUAGUUUUCAACUAGAAUAUAUACUUCAACAGAAUAAGCAUAUUCCUAAAAUUCAGUUAUGGCUUUUGGUUUUGGUUUGACACUCCAAUACUUAAAGUAGCCCCAUUUAGCCACCACUAUAAAGAAAAUUCUGGGGGCGCCACUGGCCAGAUGAUGCUAUAAGCGCUUAUAUCACAACGUCAACAGGCUGCUAAAAAAAAUCUGAUUGGAUCAGUGGGGGAAAAAAAAGUGAGUGUUCCCUGAUGUAAACCAAACUGCCCAAAGGUAUUUUCAAGCUGCCACUGUCUUUCAGCACUGAUACUGUUUCACCUUUUCCGAGCCAGCUUUUUUUUUGUUAUUUUAUAAAAGAGUGUGUUCACAUACGGGAAUUAUGUCCGUCUGGAAUGAAACUGUUGAGUGUUUGCUUAUGAAUGCUUUGCAAAUUGUGUCAUUUUUUAAACAUUUAUGUAAAUCUCUUCCAUAAACACUGUCCUGUCAUUCCUCUGUGGACUACAAACGUCUUUGCUCCACACUCAUUCCAUCUUAUGUUUGGGGAAAGUAUAUCUUAAUGUAGAGUGUUGUGUAUUUUAAUAAAUGUACCACUUG
Messenger RNA from Plectropomus leopardus (leopard coralgrouper), 2900 nucleotides. RefSeq names its product bone morphogenetic protein 5 (gene bmp5). Gene Ontology annotation, molecular function: growth factor activity; cytokine activity. The record is from RefSeq and is a predicted model, not a curated record. Gene Ontology annotation, cellular component: extracellular region. Lineage: Eukaryota; Metazoa; Chordata; Actinopteri; Perciformes; Serranidae.